Cercospora beticola is the source of this 651-nucleotide messenger RNA. RefSeq lists its product as uncharacterized. The record is from RefSeq and is a predicted model, not a curated record. Lineage: Eukaryota; Fungi; Ascomycota; Dothideomycetes; Mycosphaerellales; Mycosphaerellaceae.
AUGACAAACGGCCAAAGCCGACUAUUCAAGCUCCCCGCUGAACUUCGCGAGCAAAUCUACAUCAAUUGUCUCGCAUGCACGGAACAACACGCCUAUUGCUACUGGAAAGACGGCGUCCUCAUAACGCUCGUAGACGGUAGAAUAUACAAGAUCUGCACCCACACACCACAUAAUCUUGGAGUCUCCCUCAAAUGCGGUGCUCAAGCUCUCACAUUACUCCGAACAUGCAAAACCACCAACAAUGAAGCUUCUCCCAUAUUCCACAAUUCACUCGAACUGAGAUUACACAUUGACGGACGGUACAAAUCGCCCACAGAAAUCAAAGGUCGAGAUUUGGGACCUGUCGAAGAUCUUAAGUUCAUGCGAUUUGCUAGGGUUUGGGAUAUUACUGUGCGAUUGAGUACUGUAGAGGAUUUGGAGAGAUUGAUUGCUCAGAUUGAGGAUUUGAGAGAUUUGUUGAAGGAGAAUAAGAAAAUUUUCUGGAGGAGUAUUUCGGUGCAGAUUUCGAGGUAUUCGGAGUGUCCUGAACCUGGGAACGAGGUGCUUAAAGCUGUGAGCGCGAUGACUGGGGUAAAGGAACUGGAGGAGAUUCCAGAUCCGUGGAGGGAGGGAACGACUGUAUUUGAUUACCAGGCUUCGACGAAGGCAUGA